AUGAAUGUAAACGAAUCUGAUGAGAAGAUGAAUACAUCAAAUAACGAUCAAAUAACACCAUUAUUACCUAUAACAUUCAAUGUUGCAAGAGAAUUAAAUUGUUUAAGAACGAUUGAUUCAUUAUAUGUUAAGCAACGUCAUUCUGCCAGAGAAAUUAUAUUGGACAUUCCAUCUUCAGCUAAAUUUGAUAUUUAUAGUAAUAAUGUACGAAUAUUACAAGCUUUAGAAACUUCAUCACUUUUGCAACGUUUAUCUUUUGGACCAAGACGAAGUGUUACAUUACGUAUUAUUGAUAAUAAUAAUCAGGUUGUUAUUCUUAUGAAACGUGAAUCCAAAUGUGGUGGAGGAUGUUGCUGGUUUGCUAAUGUCGAAUGUUGUAGUGAAAAAAUGAUGGUCGAAUCACCACCUGGAACAUUCAUUGGUUAUGUAUCUCAAGAGAAAAGUUAUUGCCGACCUAUGUUUGCCAUCAAAGAUAGCAACGAUAAUCAUAUUUUCACUGUACGUGGUCCUUUAGGAUUGUGUGAUGAAGGAUUGAGUUGUCGUUAUGAAAACAAAUAUAGAUUAAUUGGUACAGAUAGAAUUACAGAAGUUGGAUUUAUUGAAAAAAGACAUCGUGGUUUUUUGACAGAAACAUUUACAAGUGCCGAUGCAUAUUUUCUUAAAAUUCCAAUGGAUCUUGAUCUUAAAAUGAAGGCACUAUCACUUGCUGCUCUGUUUCUCAUUGAAUAUAUGUUUUAUUCAACUGUUUCACCUUCUUAG
This is a messenger RNA of Rotaria sp. Silwood1, 759 nucleotides long. Lineage: Eukaryota; Metazoa; Rotifera; Eurotatoria; Philodinida; Philodinidae. The record is from the annotation of a GenBank genome assembly.